This is a messenger RNA of Pygocentrus nattereri (red-bellied piranha), 1900 nucleotides long. Its product is annotated as stonustoxin subunit beta-like. The record is from RefSeq and is a predicted model, not a curated record. Gene Ontology annotation, molecular function: protein binding. Lineage: Eukaryota; Metazoa; Chordata; Actinopteri; Characiformes; Serrasalmidae. The coding region runs from base 96 to 1103 and encodes 335 amino acids. The transcript is spliced from 8 exons.
CCAGACUCAGAAACAGCUUCAUACCAGAAGCUACCGUUCAUGGGGCAGCAUCUUCAUUCCAGCUGUGCGUGAAGGAAGGGGAACACCUACACCUGAUGGAGUUUCAUGGCACCAGCAGUGGAGGGGGACCCCAUCUCUUAAAGAUCGGGAAAGAGUUAUUAGCAGAACCCUGCUCUAUAAAGAGGCAAUGGUUCAUGACACAGCCUACCAGCUUCAGCAGUGGAGGAGGAACCUCUGGCUCAUGGAGAGAAACCCAGAAAGCAGGUUCUCCAGAGCCCAGCUGUUUGUCUGUGAAGAGUGACCAGUCCAUGGGGAUGCCUUUUAAUUUCAGGAGAGGAAAUGUUCCCACUGACCUAAAAAGACUGAGAUCCAGAUCAGACCCUCCAGAGAUCAGCUGUUUGUCUGUUAAGAGUGACCAGUCCAUGGGGAUGCCUUUUAAUUUCAGUAGAAGAAAUGUUCCCACUGUCCUAAACUGGAGAAUAGAUCAUCUGCUUCGUGAACGUGAACAGCUAAUCAGUACUUGCAAAAGACUGGAACAUGCAGGAAACAUCAGGAUGAAACCAGGACCAAGAAAAUAUUCCUGUGAGCUCACUUUGGACCCAAACACGGUGCACACACGUCUCUCACUGUACGAGCUGAACAGAAAGGUGGUGGGUGUGACGGAGCAGCAGUCGUAUCCUGAGAGAUUUGAUUGCCACCCACAGGUUCUGUGUAGAGAGAGACUGACUGAACGCUGUUACUGGGAGGCCGAGUGGAGCGGACCUGUUGUUAUUGCUUUGACAUAUAAAUCAAUCACCAGGAAAGAAAACAGUAAAGAAUAUGCAUUUGGAUGGAAUGAAAAGUCCUGGACCCUGUAUUGCUCCGAUAUUGGUUACUUUGUCCGGCAUAAUAAUAAGAAAACUGAUAUCCCUCCUCCCUUCAGCUCUAAGAGAGUAGGAGUGUAUGUGGACUGUCCGGCCAGCACUCUGUCUUUCUACUGUGUCCACCCUGAGACACACACACUGACACACCUACACACAUUCAGCACCACAUUCACUGAACCGCUCUGUGCAGGAUUUGGAGUUUGGGUUUCAGACUCCUCAGUGCGUCUGUGUGUGAAAUAGAAGAUCCUGUCCCCUAAAGGAAGACCUGAAUCUUUGACUAUUGAACAUUAUUUAGGAUAAUUCUCUGUCUGAUAUGCUUACCAUUUCAUGAAGAUGUGAUGCUAUAGCCAUCUGUGACCAGGAGAACAAACAUGCACAGUUGUUCUUGCUCUCUUUGGGUGGGUGGUGAAGUGGUGGGGGUUGCUAUCUUAAUUAGACAAUAGGCUUUCAUACACAAUGAUCUGCACUAAACAUAUUAUGAUCAAAUUAUUGGUUUACCUAUAAACGCACCCUGAGACUGAACAGACAUUUGGCCUGUAUGUUUUUCAGAUGUUUGGAUAAGUUAGAUGGCACAUCAUAGCAAGCCAUUAUAGCAAGUUUGUGAAGGCAUGUUGGCUCUCACCUUCCAUCUUUCCCUCUGUAGAUAUGUAGACCUCAGGCGACACACUGAAUGAUGCAGGACUGUACCUGGAAUGCAGAUUUGGAUGUUACCAAAACCUUCUGUGCAUUACAAUGGUAGCAGGGAGGCUGCAGUGUCUGGGUGUGUCAAUCUCCACACCCUGCUGUUUAUCUUCAUUUUUCUGCAUCAUGCUUCUAAAUGUCUUUUGGCUUGGUAAUGAUUUUAAAUUGUAAUUAUAUCCAGGCUGGAUAUUGAGUGAAAAAGAUGCAACAAAGGAAACUCUAAAUGACAUGCAUUGCUGCUGUUCUCUCAAUUUUCAACUGUUGCUUGGUUUGUAGCUAAUCUUUUACAAAUAUACAGUAAAAGAUUUAUGCACUGUCAGGUUAUGUUCUGUCAUUUACAUUUAUAUGAAUAAACA